Messenger RNA from Antechinus flavipes (yellow-footed antechinus), 3063 nucleotides. Its product is annotated as transcription elongation factor SPT5-like. The coding region runs from base 1 to 3063 and encodes 1020 amino acids. The transcript has 2 exons. The record is from RefSeq and is a predicted model, not a curated record. Gene Ontology annotation, molecular function: mRNA binding. Gene Ontology annotation, cellular component: DSIF complex. NCBI's taxonomy places the organism in Eukaryota, Metazoa, Chordata, Mammalia, Dasyuromorphia, Dasyuridae. Gene Ontology annotation, biological process: transcription elongation by RNA polymerase II; transcription elongation-coupled chromatin remodeling; regulation of DNA-templated transcription elongation.
AUGUCUCAGGGUGGCCCCCGCAAGGGCCCCCAAAAAGGGAAAGCCGAAAAUAGCGUCCAGAACCAAGCAGAGGGCCGUGGCCGUGGCCAAGGCCAGGCGAGACAGACAGCAAUGGCUGUAACAGUCCGGGAGGCAGAGCAGUCAGAGCUCAGGCCAUCCCAUUCCUGGUCCGAGUGCGAGUCGAGAUCCCGGACUGAGUCUGAGUCCGAAUCCGAGUCCGAGUCAGGGUCCGGAUCCGAAUCCGAGUCCGUCUCCAAGUCGGGGUCCUGGACCCAUUCUCCCACCGGGUCCAAGUCCAAGUUGGGGUCCGGGACCGGGACCAGGUCCGAAUCUGAGUCAGUGUCUGGGACCGAGUCCCGGUCCGGGUCGGAGUCAGAGUCAGAAUCACUUGAGGAAAAUGAAGACAAGGAGAAAGCUGAGGAGGACGAUGACGAUGAAGAAGACGAGGAAGAGGAAGAUCGGCCCAGAAAGAAGCCCAGACACCAGGGCUUCAUUUUAGAUGAGGCUGAGGAGGACGAUGACGAUGAAGAAGACGAGGAAGAGGAAGAUCGGCCCAGAAAGAAGCCCAGACACCAGGGCUUCAUUUUAGAUGAGGCUGAGGAGGACGAUGACGAUGAAGAAGAGGAGGAAGAGGAAGAUCGGCCCAGAAAGAAGCCCAGACACCAGGGCUUCAUUUUAGAUGAGGCUGAGGAGGACGAUGACGAUGAAGAAGAGGAGGAAGAGGAAGAUCGGCCCAGAAAGAAGCCCAGACACCAGGGCUUCAUUUUAGAUGAGGCUGAGGAGGACGAUGACGAUGAAGAAGACGAGGAAGAGGAAGAUCGGCCCAGAAAGAAGCCCAGACACCAGGGCUUCAUUUUAGAUGAGGCUGAGGAGAACGAUGACAAAGAAGAGGAGGAGGAGGAAGCCGAGUGGGAGGUCGGCGCGGAGGACAUCGUGGACAGAGCGAGGCUGCCCGGCCCCGGCAGCCCUGAAGCAUACCUACAGAACGACUGCUCCGGGGCGCGGCGCCUCCAGAACGCCUGGAGGGAUCAGCGGGAGGAGGAGCUGGCCCAGUAUUUCAUGCAGAAAUACGCCACCUCCUCAUCCCGGGCGGCCCGGCGCGGAGUGCCCCGGCAGCCUCCGGACCACAUCGCCCAGCAGAGGCUGCUCCCCGGAAUCCGGGACCCCAAGCUGUGGAUGGUCAAGUGCAAGUUGGGGCAGGAAAAGGCCACGGCCCUGACUCUCCUGCGCAAGUUCUUGGCCUCCCGCUUCAGCGACAACCCCCUGCAGAUCCAGUCAGUCGUGGCUCCCGAGUACCUCAAGGGCUACAUCUACGUGGAGGCCCACAAGCUCUGCCACGUGCUGGACGCCAUCCAGGGCGUGGCCAACCUGCGCCUAGGCUGCCGGGACCCGAAGCCGGUGCCCGUAGGGGAGAUGACGGACGUGCUGAAGGUGCUGCGCAGCCAGGCCCCCGACCUGCAGCCCGGGAGCUGGGUGCGCGUCAGGGAGGGCCUCUACAAGGGCGACCUCGGGCAGGUGACCCGCUCCGAGCCCGGCAACUCCACGGUCUUCCUCAAGAUGAUCCCUCGCAUCGACUACAGCCUAAUCGCGGGCCUCGGAGCUCCGACACUAGGCUUCCCCAAGAGGAAGCGGCCGCCCCAGAAGCUCUUGGAUGCUCAGAAGAUCCGAUCCCUGGGAGGGAAGUUGGGCAGUGACGGAGACUUCCUCCUCUUCCGGGGGGACCGCUACAGCCCCGAGGGCUUUCUCUUCAAGACCUUCUCUCAAGCAGCCCUGGUCACCGAGGGCGUCAGGCCCACGCUCUCCGAGCUGCAGCGCUUCGAGGAGCGCCCCGAAGCCCUGCAGAAGCUCGAGCUGCGCUUGGACGCCGACGGGGCGGCGGAGCGCAGCUUCAGGGCCGGAGACAAGGUGCGAGUGAGCGCGGGAGACCUCAUCAACCUGCGGGGCCGAGUGGUGAGUGUGCAAGGCCCCCACGUCACCAUGAUGCCCGAGCACGAGCUGCUCCGGGACCCGCUGCAGCUGGCCGCAGGGGAGCUGUGCAAGUACUUCGAGGUGGGGGAGCACGUCCAGGUGCUGGCGGGCCGCUACCUGGGCACCACCGGCUUCGUCCUCAGAGUCGAGCCCAACUAUGUCCUGCUCCUAUCCGACCUCGGCCGGGAGGAGAUCAAGGUGCUCCCCGGGGACCUGCGGCUGUGCCCGGACACGGCGGCCCCGGAGGACGCGUGGGGCCGGCACCGCUGGGGAGAGCUGGUGCAGCUGAGCCCCGGCACGGUGGGCGUCGUCGUGGGCCUGGACGCCGAGGCUCUGCAGAUCCUGGACAUGCAGGACCAGGUGGUCACGGUGCGCCGCCAAGCCGUCACCGCCAGGAAGGACAAUCACCUGGCCGUGGCCCUGGACGGCCAGCAGAACAGCGUCCGCGUCCGGGACUCGGUCAGGGUGGUGGAGGGCCCGCGCUCGGGGCUCCAGGCCACGGUCCUCCAUCUCUUCCGGGGAAUCGCCUUCCUGCGCUCCAAGACGCUCACGGAGCACGGGGGCCUGUUCGCCUGCAAGUGCCGCCACCUCCUGCUGGCCGGCGCGGCCCAGUCCAGCCGGGGCCGUGAUCUCUCGGCAGGGGGCCUGACUCCGGGCCCGAGUCCUCACCCCACCAGUCCCAGAUACGGGCCGGAGCGCGGGGCGUUUGAGAGUGUGGCGGCCGGGGGGCGGGACCGGGGUUCUCGAGGCCCCGGCGACCGCCACCCACACAAGGGCCUCCUGGGCCAGUCUGUGCGCAUCUUCCAGGGGCCCUACAAGGGCUACAUCGGGCGCGUGAAGGAAGUGACUGAAGACUUGGCCCGCGUGGAGCUGCAUUCGACUUGUCAGACCAUUUGCGUGCACCCGCAGAGACUCGCCCCCCUGGGCGCCGCGCGCCAGGCACUCCAGUCUGCCGACUCGGCCACUCCCCCCAGCUCUAGCUUCCAGACGCCCACCUACGGUUCCUUCACCCCCAUGUACUCGGGCACCUAUACUCCAAUCCACGUGGGUGGAGCUUGGGACCCCAGCAUCGGCAACACCCCCUCCCACCUAUAG